CUAUAUAACAAAUAAUUUGAGUAGGGAUGGGGGAAUGAAUAAUGCGAGUAUCUAAACAUGACGUCAAAAAACUACGACUAUCUUUUUAAGCUUCUUUUAAUCGGCGACAGCGGAGUGGGUAAAACAUGUCUCCUGUUUCGAUUCUCUGAUGAUGCUUUUAAUACAAGUUUUAUUGCCACUAUUGGUAUCGAUUUUAAAGUAAGGACAGUUGAUAUUGAUGGUCGGAAAAUAAAGCUCCAGAUAUGGGAUACAGCAGGCCAGGAGAGAUUCAGGACCAUAACCACGGCCUACUACCGAGGUGCGAUGGGUAUAUUCCUGGUGUACGACAUCUCAGAUGAGAAGACGUUUGACAACAUUAAAACCUGGAUGAGGAACAUAGAAGAUAAUGCAGCCCCCGAUGUUGAGAAAAUGAUACUUGGUAACAAGUGCGACAGAGAGGAAAAGAGACAGGUCUCCAAGGAAAAGGGCCAAGCGCUUGCCGUGCGACACGGUGUUAAAUUUUUUGAAUCAAGCGCACUUAGUGGCCUCAACGUAGAGGAAGCUUUCUUGACCAUGGCUGGAGAUAUCAAAAAGAAGACAGAAAAGAAGCUGGAAGCACCUGCAGUCCCCAAGGGUGAAAUCAACUUGAAUUCUGACCACCACAAGAAAAAAGGCUCUUGCAAAAUGUGCACGAGUUAAUCAUCUUUCAUAUAGAUUCAAAAAGUUCGUUAGUUUCAGUCCAAAACUGAUCUGCUCAUUUCAAGUUUUUAAUGAUAUGUUGAAUUUA
This is a messenger RNA of Bolinopsis microptera, 766 nucleotides long. RefSeq names its product ras-related protein Rab-8-like. The coding region runs from base 58 to 678 and encodes 206 amino acids. Gene Ontology annotation, cellular component: endosome; plasma membrane; synaptic vesicle. The transcript has 8 exons. Gene Ontology annotation, molecular function: GTPase activity; GTP binding. NCBI's taxonomy places the organism in Eukaryota, Metazoa, Ctenophora, Tentaculata, Lobata, Bolinopsidae. The record is from RefSeq and is a predicted model, not a curated record. Gene Ontology annotation, biological process: protein secretion; protein localization to plasma membrane; regulation of exocytosis.